AUACUUUCCAAAAAACAUGUCACGGUCAUGGUUGUUUUGUUGUAGCAUGAACAGCCAUUUUAGAAAGAAAAAGUGUAUUAACCUUAUAGAUACGUUGAGCAAAAGCUAUUCUCAAGUAUCGAUAGCAGGGAUUCCAUCCUUUGUCAAAGUUGUUGAAGUGGGUCCUAGAGAUGGCCUGCAGAAUGAGAAAGAGCUUGUCACCACAGCCGCCAAGAUAGAACUGGUUAACAAGCUGUCCCUGGCUGGCAUCAGAAAUAUAGAAGUGACCAGCUUUGUGUCUCCAAAAUGGGUGCCACAGAUGGCGGACCAUACAGAAGUGAUGAAAGGGAUCACCAGAUAUGACAAUGUUGUCUACUCAGCCCUUACACCUAACCUCAAAGGCUUUGAAGCUGCUUUGGAGGCGGGUGCAAGUGAGGUGGCCAUUUUCGGAGCAGCUUCAGAGAGCUUUAGCAAGAAGAACAUCAACUGUACAAUAGCUGAGAGUAUAGAUAGGUUUGGGGCGGUGGUGACAGCUGCCAGCAGGGCAAGGCUACCUGUUAGAGGGUAUGUGUCAUGUGUGCUUGGUUGCCCGUAUGAGGGAGACAUUGCCCCGCAGAAGGUGGCUCAAGUUGCCAAACUUAUGUAUGAUCUCGGUUGUUACGAGAUCUCGUUAGGUGACACGAUUGGUGUGGGUACCCCAGGGGCUAUGAAGGCGCUGUUGGCUGAGGUCAGCAAGGUCAUUCCCGUGGAGAAACUCGCAGUCCACUGUCAUGACACGUACGGCCAGGCACUCGCCAACAUUCUGGCUGCUCUACAGAUGGGUGUAAGUGUGGUUGACAGCUCAGUUGCGGGGCUGGGUGGAUGUCCAUACGCCAAGGGUGCGAGUGGUAAUGUCUCUACGGAGGACGUCGUCUACAUGCUGCAUGGGCUCAACAUCAAAACGGGUAUACAUAUUGAAAGAUUGAUAGAAGCCGGCCAGUUUAUCUCCAAAGUGUUAAAGCGACCAACACAUUCCAAGGUUGCCCAAGCAACAAAGUCUUCACUGUAGAGCUCUGGAUGUGGAACAAAGUCUUCACUGUAGAGCUCAGGAUGUGGAACAAAGUCUUCACUGUAGAGCUCUGGAUGUGGAACAAAGUCUUCACUGUAGAGCUCUGGAUGUGGAACAAAGUCUUCACUGUAGAGCUCUGGAUGUGGAACAAAGUCUUCACUGUAGAGCUCUGGAUGUGGAACAAAGUCUUCACUGUAGAGCUCUGGAUGUGGAACAAAGUCUUCACUGUCGAGCUCUGGGUGUGAAACAAAGUCUUCAUUGUAGAGCUUUAGAUGUGAAACAAAGUUAUCAUUGUAGAGCUCUGGGUGUGGAACAAAGUCUACACUGUAGAGCUCUGGAUGUGGAACAAAGUCUUCAAUGUAGAGCUCUGGGUGUGGAACAAAGUCUUCACGGUAGAGCUCUAGAUUUGGAACAAUGAUUUCACUGUAAAGCUUUUGAUGUGAAACUAGUUUAUAACAUAGUCAUUUUGGUGCACUGAAAAGACAUCAUCAUCAGCUGUGGUGUAGUGAUUUACAUAUGGGACCAGCAAUCCAGUGACAUUAGUUUGAUCCCUGUGUGUUAGCAAAGUUUUUGAUGCAUAUUUAGUACCGUAUUUAUUAUUUAUACAGUGACGAAGUGUUGUUUUAAUAAUGGUGUGUUUAUGGUUAUGUGUGGGAAUGAGCACUUACUUGUGAACAAAGUCUCCACUUAAAUAUAAUGCACCAGUCAAUUGACCCCCCAGGUCCGGGAGUAUUCCAGGGAUAGCUGGGGAAAUGGGCCGUGUUUUUACCUUUCAGGUGGCCCCGCAGUGCCGGGUGAAUGCGAGGUUUUGUCUUCCCUUUAAAUAUAGCGUGGAAAAGGCCUUACCUAGGGUCCCUGGGGUCCGGGGGUAUUUGGUGGGGAUUUUACAAUCUGUUUGUCCCCGCAGGGAUUUUAGCCGGGGUGGGCUGGACCGAAAGUCAAAGUCCCCGCUAUUCCCCGGACCUGGGGGGCCGUGGUUACAAUUGACUGGGGCAUAACAUUACAGUUUGUUGAACCUUUGCUUUGAGGAUAUUCUUACAAGCAAGAUGUUUUUGACAUCAGCUUAUAUUUUUAUUUUGUAUUUGUAAUUAUAACUGAAUUGAUCUUAUUGAAAGCAAAGUAUUCAGUGAUAUAAAGCAUUUAGCUUUCCAAUAUUUUGUUUUUAAGUUUAAACAGUAUAUAUUCUGCAAUGAUUGUGAAGAAAGUUAUGAUAACUUAUACUAAGUCACUCUUGUUGGCACGAUGUUGCAGAGAGUGUGGUCUUUUGUUGUGGGGGAAACCGGAAUGCCUGGAGAAAACCCACUUGUCCCGCUUGGUGACCACAAACCAAACUUCCAUUUUAAUUUUCUUAAUGAUGUUCUUUUAUAGUUUUUCAUUUUUAUAAAAUACUUUUGCUGCAAUUAAUCCCAAUAUCAUUAAGCAGUUUAAAUGUGAUAUUGCCAUAAGUCUAGAUAUUUCAGACAAAUCAGGAAAAGAAUAUUUUCCAAACUGUUUUUCGUAUUUUUUUGCAAUUAAGGCACAAAAUUCAUUAACUUGCGACACUAUUCAAAAUGUGUGGAAGUUUGUUCUGUUGUGUCAAGUUUUUGUUGUUUGAUGUGUAUACAUUUCUAUUGGCUUGAAUAUGUUAUCACUAUUGUUUAGAAAUAUCCAAUACCACCAUCAUUGAUUUGUACAAGGGGUGUCCGGUCAGUUUGCAGAAAUAUAAUG
Molecule: messenger RNA, 2734 nt
Organism: Mya arenaria
Lineage: Eukaryota; Metazoa; Mollusca; Bivalvia; Myida; Myidae
Product: hydroxymethylglutaryl-CoA lyase, mitochondrial-like
Exons: 9
Coding region: 17-1027 (336 amino acids)
Biological process (GO): L-leucine catabolic process; ketone body biosynthetic process
Molecular function (GO): hydroxymethylglutaryl-CoA lyase activity
Source: RefSeq, a predicted model, not a curated record